UUCCUGCAGGUGAUCAUGGGCAACGUGUUGGCCGCUAGCUUGCCGCCCGCGGGGCCGCCCCCCCCGUCCGGGCCGGGCCUCGUGGCCGCGCCGCCGCCGCUCCCGCCGCCGCCGCCGGGCUUCACGCUGCCCCCCAUGGGCGGCCUGAGCGCGGGGCCUGGCGCCCGCGGAGGAGUCCCGGGCGGCCCCGCGAGCGGGCCCGCGGCGCCGGAGGAUGAGGCCUGCUGCUGCCUGCCUAACCCGGGCACGUUCGAGGAGUGCCACCGCAAGUGCAAGGAACUGUUCCCGGUGCAGAUGGAGGGCGUUAAGCUCACGGUGAACAAGGGCCUCAGUAACCACUUCCAGGUCAAUCACACCGUGGCCCUCAGCACAAUUGGAGACUCCAACUACCACUUUGGGGUCACCUACGUAGGGACCAAGCAGCUGAGUCCCACAGAGGCCUUCCCGGUGCUGGUGGGAGACAUGGACAACUGCGGGAGCCUCAACGCCCAGGUGAUCCACCAGGUGGGGCCGGGCCUGCGAUCCAAGAUGGCGGUGCAGACCCAGCAGUCAAAGUUCGUGAACUGGCAGGUGGACGGAGAGUACCGGGGCUCUGACUUCACAGCCGCUGUGACCCUGGGGAACCCCGACGUGCUGGUGGGCUCAGGGAUCCUAGUGGCUCACUACCUUCAGAGCAUCACUCCAUGCCUGGCCUUGGGCGGGGAGCUGGUUUAUCACCGAAGGCCGGGAGAGGAAGGCACCGUCAUGUCUCUGGCAGGGAAGUACACAGCACCUAACUGGCUGGCGACCUUGACCGUGGGCCAGGCGGGGGCCCAUGCUACAUACUACCACAAAGCCAGUGACCAGCUUCAGGUCGGGGUGGAGUUUGAAGCCAGUACCCGAAUGCAGGACACCAGCGUCUCCUUUGGCUACCAGCUGGACCUCCCCAAGGCCAACCUCCUCUUCAAAGGCUCCAUGGACAGUAACUGGAUCGUGGGGGCAACCCUGGAGAAGAAGCUGCCCCCCCUGCCCCUGACACUGGCCCUGGGUGCCUUCCUCAAUCAUCGAAAGAACAAGUUCCAGUGUGGCUUUGGCCUCACUAUCGGCUGAGCCCACCACACCGCCCAUCCCGCCCGUCCCUCCGCCCCCGGGCAGGGCAGGAGGAAGGGUACCUGAGGCUCCCAGAGGCUAGGAGAGGGGGAGACCCCAGAAUCCGGGGAGACCUUGGGCCUGGCCAGGGAGACUCGGGUUUUCGGAGAGCGACUUCAGAAUACUAGAAGACCGAUCCCCCUGCCCCCUUUCCCCAUUCCUGGAAGGGGCUCUAGGCUCUAGGAGACCUAGGUGGGAAGGACUAUGGGGGAGGGUCCUCAGGGUGGGGCCUCUCUCCUUCCCCAUGGUGGAGCUGGGCUGCUGAGAGGGCAGCGUGGGCUGGGCAUUCCUGCCCUGCCUCCCUGGUGGCCAAGGAGGGGGCCCAUCAUCCUCAUCCCCUGGUUCCGUCCAUUCCCCUUGCCUCUCCCUCCCUUCUCCCCACCGACCUGUCUGCCGCCCCCCUCGGUGUAAAUCAUGUUUAUAAGUUAUGGAAAAAACAGAACAUUUUACAGAAAAAAACCCACAAAAAUACAUGGCUAAAACAGUGA
Vombatus ursinus (common wombat) is the source of this 1616-nucleotide messenger RNA. It is a transcript of the gene TOMM40, whose product is annotated as translocase of outer mitochondrial membrane 40. Gene Ontology annotation, biological process: protein import into mitochondrial matrix. The transcript is spliced from 9 exons. Gene Ontology annotation, molecular function: transmembrane protein transporter activity. The record is from RefSeq and is a predicted model, not a curated record. Gene Ontology annotation, cellular component: mitochondrial outer membrane; mitochondrial outer membrane translocase complex. Lineage: Eukaryota; Metazoa; Chordata; Mammalia; Diprotodontia; Vombatidae. The coding region runs from base 16 to 1089 and encodes 357 amino acids.